Messenger RNA from Closterium sp. Naga37s-1, 960 nucleotides. The record is from the annotation of a GenBank genome assembly. NCBI's taxonomy places the organism in Eukaryota, Viridiplantae, Streptophyta, Zygnematophyceae, Desmidiales, Closteriaceae.
AUGCACGUGGAGCACAAAAUGCGUAGUGGCGACGCCACCGGCGCAUUCAAGACCGUCGCCCAAGAUCUCAUCAAGCUCUACUUUGAUGUGUUGGUCGUCGCCGACCACGCGGGCUUCGACGUGCCUGAGUGCUACCAGCUGCUGAAGACCACAGCUAUGCUUACCUCGCGCUCCUUCAAAAUGGCGGUGGCAGAUAUGGUGGCGCUCAAGCGCAUGAAGACCGGCUUCCCUCGCUGGAGCCGUUGUUUCCCCCGUGUGUCCGCCGCCUUCAUGCCGAAGAGCAUGGGAGGAGGAAACAUGGCUUCAAAGGCACCUGCUUCCGUUGUGGCCAGCACGUCUGCUGGCGGUGCUGCUGGCGCUGCUGGAGGUGCUCCUGGUGCUGGUGCUGCUGGAGGUGCUGCUGGCGCUGCUGGAGGUGCUGCUGGUACUGGAGCUGCUGGAGGUGCUGCUACUGCUGGCGGUGCUGCUGGCGCUGCUGGAGGUGCUGCUGGUGCUGGUGCUGUUGGAGGUGCUGGUGCUGCUGGAGGUGCUGCUGGUGCUGGAGCUGCUGGUGGUGCUGCUGGCGCUGCUGGAGGUGCUGCUGGUGCUGGUGCUGCUGGUGCUGCUGGAGCUGCUGGAGGUGCUGCUGCUGCUGGCGGUGCUGCUGGCGCUGCUGGAGGUGCUGCUGGUGCUGGUGCUGCUGGAGCUGCUGGAGGUGCUGGUGCUGCUGGCGCUACUGGAGGUGCUGCUGGAGCUGCUGGAGGUGCUGCUGCUGCUGGCGGUGCUGCUGGUGCUACUGGAGCUGCUGGAGGUGCCGGUGCUGCUGACGCUGCUGCUGGAGCUGCUGGAGGUGCUGCUGCUGCUGGUGGUGCUGCUGGCGCUGCUGGAGGUGCUGCUGGUGCUGGUGCUACUGGAGCUGCUGGAGCCGCUGGUCCUGGAGCGUGUCCCUCUGCCGUCUCCUCCUGCGUCCUCUCUUCCUGA